GAGACUCGGGCACUGCCUGGGUGCAGAUCCCAGUAAACGCGGACUUACAAACCUCGAGUUUCGCUGGGCUGCUGAGUGGAAUCAGGGUGGUCGCCGGCUCUCCAGCCCUCUCUAAGAUGCAUAACUUGUCGCUCUUCAUGCCUGGAGGGGACAAUGUGUCUUGCGGAGGCUCAUCUUUGGGCUGUCCCAACGGGUCCAGCCCAGAGCCUCUGCCGCUACCGCAGCCGUUGGCCGUAGCAGUGCCUGUCGUCUACGGGGUGAUCUGCGCCGUGGGACUAGCGGGCAACUCUGCGGUGCUGUACGUACUGCUGCGCACGCCGCGCAUGAAGACUGUCACCAACGUGUUCAUCCUCAACCUGGCUAUCGCCGACGAGCUCUUCACCCUCGUGCUGCCCAUCAACAUCGCGGACUUCCUGCUGAGGCGCUGGCCCUUCGGGGAGGUCAUGUGUAAGCUCAUUGUAGCGGUCGACCAGUACAACACUUUCUCUAGCCUCUACUUCCUUGCUGUCAUGAGCGCAGACCGCUACCUGGUGGUUCUGGCCACAGCCGAGUCGCGCCGGGUGUCCGGGCGCACCUACGGUGCAGCGCGUGCUGUCAGUCUGGCGGUGUGGGCGCUGGUGACGCUGGUCGUGCUGCCCUUUGCGGUAUUCGCCCGGCUGGACGAGGAGCAGGGUCGGCGUCAGUGCGUGCUGGUCUUCCCUCAGCCCGAGGCCUUCUGGUGGCGUGCCAGCCGUCUCUACACACUCGUGUUGGGCUUCGCCAUCCCGGUGUCCACCAUCUGCGCCCUCUAUACCACCCUGCUGUGCCGACUGCGUGCUAUCCAGUUAGACAGCCAUGCCAAGGCCCUGGAUCGUGCCAAGAAGCGCGUGACCCUGUUGGUGGCGGCGAUUCUGGCUGUGUGCCUCCUCUGCUGGACGCCUUACCACCUGAGUACCAUAGUGGCCCUCACCACUGACCUCCCGCAAACGCCGCUGGUCAUCGGCAUCUCUUACUUCAUUACCAGCCUGAGCUAUGCCAACAGCUGCCUCAACCCUUUCCUCUACGCCUUUCUGGACGACAGCUUCCGCAGAAGCCUCAGGCAACUGGUGUCCUGCCGUGCAGCCUGAUGCUCUUUCCACCACAGGCAGCACUGCCCAGCUAGGUUCAGGGGGAAUCCGGGAGUGCGGUUCCCAAGCACAGCCCUGAAAUUCUAAGGCCCCUUCCAGGCAUUCAAUACCACAGGCCCUACCCAGCACUGAUCCGGGAUUUGCCCAGCCUCGAGGUGAGGCUGGUGUGUAGCAUGCCUGAGGACAGCUUGGAUCAGGGCACCUUACUAUUUUCUCCCCACAGCUGAGGGCAGGGCUUGACACCUGAACUUAGGGUGAGUGGUGGGGCGGUGUUGUUGGAACACGAUUCUAACUCUCCCUCUAUUUCACUGUGAGUAGGCUCCUAGGUGUCCCAGGCAUCCCUCC
This is a messenger RNA of Mastomys coucha (southern multimammate mouse), 1451 nucleotides long. It is a transcript of the gene Npbwr1, whose product is annotated as neuropeptides B and W receptor 1. Gene Ontology annotation, cellular component: neuron projection; membrane. The record is from RefSeq and is a predicted model, not a curated record. The coding region runs from base 117 to 1106 and encodes 329 amino acids. Gene Ontology annotation, biological process: neuropeptide signaling pathway. Gene Ontology annotation, molecular function: neuropeptide receptor activity; neuropeptide binding. The transcript has a single exon. Lineage: Eukaryota; Metazoa; Chordata; Mammalia; Rodentia; Muridae.